Messenger RNA from Cordyceps militaris CM01, 2754 nucleotides. Its product is annotated as voltage-gated chloride channel. The transcript is spliced from 3 exons. The record is from RefSeq and is a predicted model, not a curated record. Gene Ontology annotation, molecular function: voltage-gated chloride channel activity. Lineage: Eukaryota; Fungi; Ascomycota; Sordariomycetes; Hypocreales; Cordycipitaceae. Gene Ontology annotation, cellular component: early endosome; membrane; Golgi apparatus. Gene Ontology annotation, biological process: transmembrane transport; chloride transport. The coding region runs from base 1 to 2754 and encodes 917 amino acids.
AUGCCUGCAGCAGACCGGCACGACCCGUUUGCCCCCGAAUCCUCCUCAUCGCCGUCGCCCACGACUACCUUGCCGAAGCGCAACCCCCCGUCCGACGACCGAGACGAGCUCGACUUUCUCGGCGGCCAUGACGACGGCGACGACGACGACGAUGAUGGCCACGUGCUCGACGACGACCCAAUCCACCACGACGAAUUCACCACACCCAUCUCCUUCAAGCGCAAAUCAAAGCCCUCGCUGCUUGCCAACCCCGGGCGACUGCCGCUCUCGGCGCUGACGGGCGGCGGCGGCGACGGCGACGGCACCACGACGGCGUCUCGGGAACCCCUCGUCGCCCCUCCAGCAGCGACAUCCUCACCGCGGCGGCGGCGGCGGCGCGGCACCAGCAGCGCCGCGUUUACAAAGGAUGGAGCCAGCACCAGCACCUCGGCCGCAGCGCUCGACUGGCACGUCGAGGGCCCCGGGCGGCGCGUCGCCUACGACGACCUCACGGCCAUUGACUGGAUCUUCGAGUACACCAAGGAGCGGCAGCGGCUGCGCGUGCUGACAGCCGACGCGCGCGGCCUCGCCGGCCACGCCCGCCGCCUGCUCGACGCCAGCCAGGUCUGGGUCGUCAUGGUGCUGACGGGGCUGGCCGUCGGCGCCGUCGCCGCCCUCAUCAACAUCACCACCGACUGGCUCGGCGACCUCAAGCUCGGCUACUGCGCGAGCGGGCCCGAGGGCGGCCACUUCUACCUCAACAAGUCCUUUUGCUGCUACGGCUACGACCAGGGCAGCAAGUGCGUCGGCUGGCGCUCCUGGGGCGAGGCCCUCGGCCUGCACGCCGUCGCCGCCCGCUGGAUCGUCGAGUACAUCUUUUACUUGUUCCUAUCGGUACUGCCGUCUCCCAACCCCUUUGUUCCUUUUUCGCUCAUGGUGCAAGAGUACUCGCUCUACGCCAAACACAGCGGCAUCCCGGAAAUCAAGACCAUCCUCGGCGGCUUCGUCAUCCGCCGCCUGCUCGGCGCCUGGACCCUUGUCACCAAGUCGCUCGGCCUCGUCCUCGCUGUCGCCUCGGGCAUGUGGCUCGGCAAGGAAGGACCCCUCGUCCACGUCGCCUGCUGCUGCGCCAACCUCUUCACCAAGCUGUUCCGCCGUACAAUUCACAGCAACGAGGCGCGGAAGCGCGAGCUGCUCUCUGCGGCGGCGGCGGCCGGCAUCUCCGUCGCUUUUGGCUCCCCGAUUGGCGGCGUCUUGUUCAGUCUCGAGCAGCUAUCGUACUACUUCCCCGACAAGACCAUGUGGCAGAGCUUCGUCUGCGCCAUGACGGCCGCCGUGUCGCUCCAGGCGUUUGAUCCCCUGCGGUCUGGCAAGCUGGUCCUGUACCAGACGAAAUACAGCCGAGACUGGCACGGCUUCGAAAUCCUUCCCUACGCCCUUCUUGGUAUUAUCGGAGGCGUCUACGGCGGCCUCUUCAUCAAGGCCAACAUGUUUGUCGCGCGCUGGAAAAAGGCCAACGCCUCCUGGCUGCCCGGGCCCAUUGUCCAAGUGCUGGCCGUGGCCCUCCUGACGGCGCUCAUCAACUUCCCCAACCACUACAUGAAGGUGCAGUCGACGGAGCUCGUGUCGAGCCUGUUCCAGGAGUGCUCGCAGGUGCUCGACGACCCGGUCGGGCUGUGCACGACGGGCGCGGCGUCGGCGCGCACCGUGGUGCUGCUCCUCUUUGCGGCGCUGCUCGGCUUCGCGCUCGCCGCCGUCACGUUUGGCCUGCAGAUCCCGGCGGGCAUCAUUCUCCCGUCCAUGGCCAUUGGCGCGCUCGUCGGCCGCGCCGUCGGCAUCCUCAUGGAGAUGUGGGUGGACAGCCACCGCGGCUUCCUCGCCUUCCAGGCGUGCGCGCCCGACACGCCGUGCAUCACGCCCGGCACGUACGCCAUCAUCGGCGCCGCCGCCGCGCUCACCGGCGUCACCCGCAUGACCGUCUCCAUCGUCGUCAUCAUGUUUGAGCUCACCGGCGCGCUCACGUACGUGCUGCCCAUCAUGGUCGCCGUCAUGGUCGCCAAAUGGGUCGGCGACGCCUUUUCCCGUCGCGGCAUCUACGAGUCCUGGAUCCACUUCAACGAGUACCCCUUCCUCGACAACAGCGACGAGGUCGCCGCCGUCCCCGACGCGCCCGCCGCCCACGUCAUGACGCGCAUCGAGGACCUCGUCGUCCUCACCGCCACCGGCCACACCAUUGCCUCCCUCCACGACGUCCUCGCCGCCCACCCCUGCCGCGGCUUCCCCGUCAUCUCCGACCCCCGUGACGCCGUCCUCCUCGGCUACAUCUCCCGCGCCGAGCUCAGCUACAAUGUCCGCGCCGCCGCCGCACCGCCCCGCGCCCUGCCCCCGCUCACAGAGGCCUUCUUCGCCCACCAGCCCCUCGCCGACCCCCGCACCACCCUCGACCUCCGGCCCUGGAUGGACCAGACGCCCCUCACCCUGCCCGCCCGCACCAGCCUCCAGCUCGUCGUCGCGUACUUUCAGAAGCUCGGCCUGCGCUACGUGCUCUUUAGCGACCGCGGCGUCCUCCAGGGCCUGCUCACCAAAAAGGACGUCUGGUACGUGCUCAACGGCGCAGACGAGACGCGCCGCACGACGGCGGGCGGUGUCGCCGCCGCCGCAGCAGCACAGACUGGUCCUGCUGGUCGAGGGGUGGCGCCGGAAGAGCCGCUGUUGGUAUCGGAUGAUGAAGCGGAUGACGACGGCGUUGCUGGUCCCCGUAGCCCCAUGCUAUAG